CUGGCCUCACUACUUCACAUUCCCUUUCUCUUUCUUUCCAAGCACAACAAUGUUUAGGAUCCUUUUAGCAGCCUUUCUUCUCACUUCUCUAACUCACAUGUUGUGUGCCGAGGCAUGUCCUCGGUGUGGCAACGUGGAAGUCCCUUACCCUCUUAGCACCGGAGAUGGAUGUGGAGACCCUAGGUACAGAGUUUACUGCAACAACGGUGUCCUAGAGUUCAUGUCGGCUGAAGGGUUUUACUAUAGGAUCCUGAGAAUCAACCCAUUUGCUUCUAGGCUCGUAUUAAGCCCACCUUCGAUACAAAGCAACUCGUGUUACUCUUCUGAUCUCAAGUUAGGAGGCAUUAGGCUCGACGACGAGUCCCCCUUUAACAUUUCGACUCGUAACACGGUCAUGUUGUUCAACUGCUCCGACAACAUCCUUUUGUCGCCCUUGAAUUGUUCCUCCAGUAGCUUUUGUCGUAAGUUUGAAGCUUUGGGGGUGGGGAGUGGAUGCAAAGGCACCCUUUGUUGCCAUUACUUAAAAGAUUCGUCCAUGAAUUCUCACAAGAUUAGGAUACGAGUUGGAGGGUGCACUGCUUACACGUCGAUCAUCGAUGUGAGGCCCGACGAUCCUGCCGAGACAUGGAAUUAUGGCAUUGAGCUACAAUGGGCGCCUCCGCACUUAUGACCUUUUGUUGACGCUCGGUUCGAACCAAAUUCAUGCCCUAUCUCGGGUAUCUUGUUCUCUCCUUAAUGUGUUGGAGAUUGUACGUGUCCACCUUACUAGUGUGUUCAUCUUGUUAUGGUUUUCCUAUGUUAUAGUUAUGCAUGGAUUUCAAAGUUGGAAUGUAUAAUAACAGUGAGAGUGUUGUAUCAAAGGAUUUUUUUUUUCUUGGAAUAAAAGGUUUGUUUUAAGGACUGACUAUUUCUUCAGUCUGUACAACUUGAUUUCCUAUUGCCAUAAAGUUUUUGUGGUUGAAUUAAGAAACAUAAAAGUUUGCUAGCAUAUUUCGUUUAAAAAUUGGUCGUUUUAUGAACUCAUGAACAAAAGAAAAGCCAAUGGUUGACCACUUCCACUUCUCAGUCCUCAUUAGUCAUUACUCAACAAUAUAAUAACGAUGCCUCGCUAUACAUUUGACAUUCCUUUGAAUGGGAAUGAUAGAUGGAGACACCAUCAAUUCAUUGGAUAAGAAUUUGGCCUUUUUAUGAAUGAUCGAUGAAGAUACAAAACCAGAGGCAAAUCAUUGGAGAAGACUUUCUUAAGCAGCUGGAAUUCAUUGGACUAGGUUUUCUAAACCAACCCACUAGAAGGUGUACGCUGCUUAUUCAUUGGAUAAGGCUGUCUCAAGCAGGCUGCAAUUGAUUGGAGAUUUCUUGAGCAACCCACUUGCAAAUUGGUGACACUAAUAGUUUAAUGGUAAACUCGUUAACGAAAAUCAUACAAUAUGAUUCAGCUGGGUUUUUUUUUUACAAAAUGGAAUCUUGUUUUGCACUCGUUUACAGAGGAAUACAAUGAAAUAUACUGGAGCCGGAACAAGAGUAAAGCAUCCCAGUGCUAACAGUUGAAACCAAACCAUGCUUAAGAGAUACAACAAAGGAAAGCAAAACACAAAUUGAGAACAUCCUCCCCAAGGAGCCGAACAAUGGAACUAGACACAGUAUUACCCAGAAUCAUUCUCAAAUUCCAACCAAAUGGAGUUGCAACAAGAUCAGGAUCAACUCAUCCGAUCACAACGAUGUUUUUGGCGAUUGAGCAUAGCAAUGCCAUGUGCCACUUCCCGUGGAUUGUUCAUAGAAAUCCAACACACUGAAUCACAAAAUCGGGAUUACAUGGAGGUGGACGAUGUUGUGAAACAGAUUGCUCCAAGCUUAAUAGGAAGAGGGAGUCGAGGUAAAGAGAUCGGGUCAAAGGAGAGUAGAACAUCAUAUGGGUGCCACAUUAGUGCAAGGAAAUACCAAGUUAUCGCUGCCUGCAACCAAGUGAAGAAGAACCUACCCUCCACGAUCUGACGACUGACCAAGCAAUUACAAACAACAAGGGGAGGUCGGAGGGAGAUAGUAAACGGCUUCACCAAAGACGAUGAACCAACCUACCUGGGAAGCCAGCCAAGCCACAGAUCGCACAAGGCUCCCAACCUGCUAACUCCCACCCAAGUUGAGCAAGCCCAUAACAAAAAAAAAAAAAAAAAAAACCUAGAUCCAAACGAAGAGCAACAAGCCAACAACUCAACUAGAGAUGAAAUGGAAAAGACACUCCAUCUAGAGUAGAAGACACAAACUGGAAAAAUGUGAGAAAAAUGUCUAGAACAAAGACAAUAGGAGCAU
Messenger RNA from Linum trigynum, 2307 nucleotides. The record is from the annotation of a GenBank genome assembly. Lineage: Eukaryota; Viridiplantae; Streptophyta; Magnoliopsida; Malpighiales; Linaceae.